AUAAUCUAAUAUAGUAUUUACUAUUGUGAAUACUUAACAUAAUAGUCAUUGUAAUAUUUUUAUUAUUAUUUUGCUUCCAGUAUGAUCGACUUUAUUAUUGAUUGGUGACAUUUAAUUUAAUAUAAUUGUGACGUGAAAAAACCUGAUGUCUGUUUGUAUUGCAUAUUUGGUGUUUCUGAACCAAAAAAAAUUUAUAAAGUAUUUAAAUAUCAUGGCUGUUAAAAUGGCCGCAAGUGAAGCUGGCGGUGUUGUUGCGUCAGCUACAGCAUCUGAUUGGGAUACCAGAGAGUCAAUGCGUCAGCGUGAAUUAGAUGAAGCUAGAGCACGAGCAACACAAAUGGAGAAAACAAUGCGAUGGUGGUCUGAUUGUACAGCUAACUGGCGUGAAAAAUGGAGCAAGGUAAGAAAUGAAAGGAAUAAAGCUCGAGAAGAAGCUAAGAUGCUUAAAGAUAAUUUAGAACACGUACUAAAAGAGAACAGUAAUAUAAAAAGAGAAAAGCAAAAUCUUGAGCAACAGAAUGAAUGCUUGCGCAAAGAAUUAGAAAAAGUCAAUCUAAUUCUUUUAAAACAUGCGGGACAAUGGGAUUCUCAACUGGUUGAUGCAUUAGAAAAUGGUAUUUCUGAUCCAGAUACUUGCUGUAGUUCCUCAUCUAUACCUCAGCCAUCGAUUGUAAGUGAUUCUGGUAUUGAGGAAUAUGUCUUACAAGAAGCAGUUCCGAAACAUGCAGUUGAAAUGUUCAAUCAAACAACUUCUCCCAUCAAAUCACCAAUUCCUAAUAAAACCAUGUCUGAUGAAGUUGCUGAUAAAAUUGAGAAAAAUUUGGAAAAUCUGUUAGAAAGCACUCAACAAGAUUUAAACAAUUUGCACAAUCAGUUGUCAGGUGCAGAUAGUAUUCAAUCAGAAUGCCAAACUUGUCAAGAUAAUCAGGUUAUUACAAACAAACGUUUAGAAGACUUAAGAAUACAGCUAGAACACUUACAAUCUGAGAAUGAAAUUGAAUGGAGCAAAAGAGAACAGCUAGAAAGUGAAAUGAUGAAUUUGGAAAGAAUUAAUAAGCAAUUAAAAUCUGAACUGAAUGACACACUAGAAAAAUUGCAGAAACAGAGUAAACCUGAAUCAUCAUCUGACAUCAAAUUUAGAUUACUGCAACAAGAGUUAGCCGAUAAAAAUAUUGAGUUAGUCAAUUUAAAACACAUUCUAUCCAAACAAAAGAAAAUGUAUGUUGAUCAAAGUGCUGAGUCAGCGCAUUUAGUAAGGCGUGGUGAGCAAUAUGAGAAUGAAGUUAAACGUUUAAGAAGCCGGGUAGAAGAAUUAAAAAGGGAAUUAGCUACUACAGAAGAAGAUUAUGAUACUGCUUCAAAUACUAUUAAGAAACUUCAAAGAUAUAACGAAGAUUUACAAGAAAAACUUGAUAGCUUACAGGCUGAAUUAAAACAUCAAAAUAUAAGAUUGACACGUUUGACAAGUCAAGUAUCUUCAGAUGAUUCAAGUCAUAGUGAUGAAGACUGAAUUUCAGCUAAUAAACCUGCAUAAAUGUUUGUUACUUAUUGGUGAAAAAACUACUUAAAUGUUUUAUUUCUUGUGUAAUAUAUUUUUAGUCAAUUAAUAAAAUUAAUAAUUUGUAAAGAUACAA
Rhopalosiphum padi (bird cherry-oat aphid) is the source of this 1634-nucleotide messenger RNA. RefSeq names its product coiled-coil domain-containing protein 102A. The record is from RefSeq and is a predicted model, not a curated record. The coding region runs from base 146 to 1510 and encodes 454 amino acids. The transcript is spliced from 8 exons. Lineage: Eukaryota; Metazoa; Arthropoda; Insecta; Hemiptera; Aphididae.